GUUUCUCUAUGCUCCCCGGCGGAGGUUAACCAACCCAGGGGGUUUAAAGUGCUGUCGAACUAAAGUGCAAGACACUGACUUGUUUCUUGAGCAGUUUUGCAGCCAGAGGAAGGAAAGAAACAGUACAGUUUAAUCACACAAUCAGUUCUUCCUUCACCCCCGUGUCAUGAGGUUAGUUAUAAAUUGGGGUGUGGUUAGAUGGCUCCUGCUCCUUAUACAGCAGAGUGGGACCUUUGCAUUUUACGUUAUAAAAGUGGAUGCCUCAAAAACCAUUGGACCUCUGAACCAUUUCUGGAAAAGCACAGGAUUUUGCCCUCCUUUGCCGCACAAUAAAUCUGAGCUCUUUGAUCUCAGCAAAGACCAGCGCAUCAACCUUGCGUAUAUUUCUUCGGUGCCACAUAGCGGCAUUGAACAAGUCAGAACCCACUGGUUACUGGAGCUGGUUACUGCUCGAGUGGAAGAUGGAGAACUUCGCUACAAUUUUACCAACCUGGACAAUUUUAUGGAUCUUCUCUGGGAAAACCAACUAAUGCCAGGUUUCGAGUUGAUGGGAAAUCCUUCUGGGUAUUUUACUGAUUUUGAAGAUAAAAAACAGCUUAACGAGUGGAAGAACUUAAUCACUUUAUUAGCCAAGAGAUAUAUAGAUAAAUAUGGAUUAAGAUACGUUUCUAAAUGGAAUUUUGAAACUUGGAAUGAACCAGAUCAUCAUGACUUUGAUAACCUGUCCAUGACAACUGAAGGUUUCCUGAACUAUUACGAUGCUUGCUCAGAAGGUUUAAGAGAAGCUAACUCUCUUUUGAAGUUUGGAGGUCCGGGGGAUUCCUUUCAUCCUCUUCCAAAGUCUCCCAUAUGCUGGAGCCUCCUCAGUCACUGCUACAAUGGAACCAAUUUCUUCACGGGAGAGACUGGGGUCCGGCUGGACUAUAUAGCUGUGCAUAAAAAGGGGGCCGGGAGUUCUAUUUACAUCUUAGAGCAAGAAAAUGAAGCGGUUCAGCUAAUUCAGAAGCUAUUCCCAAAUUUCACUUCUGUUCCCAUCUACAACGACGAGGCUGAUCCACUGGUCGGAUGGUCACUUCCUCAGACGUGGAGAGCCGACGUAACCUACGCUGCUAUGGUGGUGAAGGUUAUCACCCAGCAUCAGAAUCUGCUCAUCUCGAAGGCAAACACCACUGUCAAUUACACAUUGCUGAGCAAUGAUAAUGCCUUUCUGAACUAUCACCCUCACUACUUCACACAAAGAACGCUGACGGCAAGAUUUCAGAUGAAUGACACAAAACCACCCCAUGUUCAGAUCGUGAGGAAACCGGUACUUACGGUGAUGGGAUUACUGGCACUGCUAGGUGAAAAGCAGAUCUCAGCCAACGUCUACAUCGACCAGGAGGAAAUGGAUAGCAAUCACACGAUCGGAGUCCUUGCCAGUUCUCACGAACCCACGGAACUAAACCCAUCAGAUAGCUGGCAGGCAACAGUUCUCGUUUACGCCAGCGAUGACAAUCGGACAUCUUCUAACAGCAGUUUUGUUACCAUACGGCUUGCCAAUUUUCCCAAGUUUUACGAGCUCGUAUAUGUGGCGUACUACUUGGACAACCACCUCACCAGCCCAUACCUUCAGUGGAAAAACCUAGGACGGCCUGAUUUUCCCUCUGUAAAGCAGUUCCAGCGAAUGAGAGCAGCAGAGGACCCUGUGGUGAUGGGACCACUUCCUUUCCCUAAAGAUGGCCGACUGAUCUUUAAACGGGAACUUCCUCUUCCUUCUGUUUUUCUCAUUCAUGUGUGUGCUAGGCCUCACCUUCCUCCUAACCAGGUGAAUGAAGUUCGAGUGAUCCCUCUCACCCGAGGACAGAUUGCUAUAGCCUGGAGUGAUUCCUGUGUGAAUUCCAAGUGUCUGAAAACGUAUGAAGUCGAAUUCUCACCAAAUGGAAAGUCUUACAAACGGAUUAAUGUGAAGGAUUCUACUUUUAAUCUAUGUGUCUAUAGUCCAGACAAUACAAGUGUCUCUGGUUUCUACAAAGUCCGUGCCAUUGACUACUGGGGCAGGCCUGGAUUAUUCUCCAUUCCAGUACGAUAUACAGAAGCUACAGAGUCUGUCUUCGGCUAAUCACGUCCUCACGUUUCUUGGGUCUACGCUGCCCCGGGAGAAUUUCCCCGCAUCUUCUAGCGUGGUUAGAUAUUUGUUAUUUUCCUUUUUAACUUGGCUCUCCCUUCCCGUACCGGGAGAAUGCUACCUUGGCUUCUUCUAGGGCAUGCUACCAACUCCGUUACAUUGGAUUCUCCCAAGCGCUCAGUAAAGUGCUCUGCAAACAAUAAGGACUCAAUAAAUAUGAGUGAUUGGUUGAUGGAUUGCCGUAAGCUUCGGCCUCCCAACACUCACCCCUCCUCACCAGAGAUUCUCCCUUUCGUCAGAUUCCCCUCCCUGGCUGGAGGGGUGAGUUGUGGGACAGCAUCAGCCACCUACACUCUUCCCUCCCCCUCUAGACUGUCAGCUUGUUGCGGGCAGGGAAUGUGUCUGUUUAUUAAUAGAAUAAUACGA
Messenger RNA from Ornithorhynchus anatinus (platypus), 2530 nucleotides. RefSeq names its product alpha-L-iduronidase (gene IDUA). Bases 167 to 2098 code for a protein of 643 amino acids. Gene Ontology annotation, biological process: carbohydrate metabolic process. NCBI's taxonomy places the organism in Eukaryota, Metazoa, Chordata, Mammalia, Monotremata, Ornithorhynchidae. The record is from RefSeq and is a predicted model, not a curated record. Gene Ontology annotation, molecular function: L-iduronidase activity. The transcript has 15 exons.